This is a messenger RNA of Osmia bicornis bicornis, 1151 nucleotides long. RefSeq lists its product as uncharacterized. The record is from RefSeq and is a predicted model, not a curated record. Lineage: Eukaryota; Metazoa; Arthropoda; Insecta; Hymenoptera; Megachilidae.
UGGUUCUUGUUUAUACUGCAAAAUAAACGAAUUAAUAAGAAAAUACAUAUUACACAACAGAACUUGUCAUUAAUGGUAGCAAUAAUUUAAGAAUGAAUUGCUGAAAUAGUGGGUUACUGGCAUAGUUACAAAAAUAAACUAUACAUAUAUGAUUGGUACAUUACCAAAAUAAAUAUUUCAUCAGGUACUGAUGAAAGCAACCCCAGGCAGUGCACAGAUUUUUUAAUCGAUUAAUUUUCGGUGUAUUUAAAAAAACUAUUAAAUACUGUAAAUUUAAAAAGAAUAUAUGACAAUAAUUAUUAUUUAUAAUUGAAUGAAAUAUGUGAGGAAAUCACACAGUGUUAAUUGAGUACGUUUGUAGUAAAAGUGUGUAUGCACUUCACUGACAGAGUCAGUUUGAAAGUGGCCAUGGCAGUGACUGGACUAAGAACAGUUACUUGUUUUAUUUUCUAUCUUAUAGUGGUAAUAAAUGCUCGUAAGUGUUAUACACAAUCACAAUAUACCGAUGAUUCUGAUUACAAAGACUUAGAAUUUUAUGAGGAUAUGCCAAUUAAUUACAGGAAUUACGAGAAAGAUCAUAUAGAUGUUAAUCAAGACGAUUUUUAUAUUUUAAGUAAUUUCGAAGAUGCAAAUGUGCAAAAUGAUGUCUACCCCCAUAGAAAUGAUCUUCAAAUACCAUUCGAGAAUAGAGAUGACGCUCUUAAAAAAAGAUCGCCAGUUGCACAAUUAAAUUGGUAUAAACCCGAGAAAGUGUAUCGAUACACUAAGCACCGAAUUCCUGGAUACGAUUACGAAGAGCUUGAUUACGUGAUUACUAGAAAUUUUCAACAAUGUGAUGAAAAGUCAGUUUGGACCCAUUGCCUUUGUCAAUUCACAUGCUCCGAACCGGACGUGGUAGAUUGUUACACACCAUGCAAAAGUGGAUGUGAAUGUAAAGAAGAAUAUGUGUUCGAUGAAAAAACGCAACAAUGUUCGUUGCCAGAACACUGUUCUUCGAAAGAUGAUAAUUUUUAUAUCACGUAAUUCGUAUAAGAUAAAGUAAUAUAUGAAAUGGUGCAUUAAUCUUAUUUUUAUCAUUAAUCACACUAUGCAUAACACAACAGAAUACUGAUUUUAUAUAAAUUUAAAUAAACUAAUAGAAAAAUUCUUAA